GAGGAGGAGGAGGGAAGCGCGAGGAGGAGGGGGAGGAGGAAGAGGACGAGGAGAAGAGGGAGGAGGGAAGCGCGAGGAGGAGAGGGAGGGGGCCGGCCGGCCGCCCACAGUUGGCCCGCCACGGGCUUGCCCCUCGAAGAGGGCACUCCCCGCUCCUGCCCCCCGGCCCCCGGCCCCCGGCGCUGUCCGAGGGCGCCCUGGCCGCCGCCGCCGCUGCUGACCUGGCCAGCGUCAUGGGAAACAUCUCGUCCAACAUCUCCGCCUUCCAGUCCCUGCACAUCGUGAUGCUGGGGCUCGACUCGGCGGGCAAGACCACGGUGCUCUACCGCCUCAAGUUCAACGAGUUCGUCAACACGGUGCCCACGAUCGGCUUCAACACGGAGAAGAUCAAGCUGAGCAACGGCACGGCCAAGGGCAUCAGCUGCCACUUCUGGGACGUGGGCGGCCAGGAGAAGCUGCGGCCGCUCUGGAAGUCGUACAGCCGCUGCACGGACGGCAUCAUCUACGUGGUGGACUCGGUGGACGUGGACCGGCUGGAGGAGGCCAAGACCGAGCUGCACAAGGUGACCAAGUUCGCCGAGAACCAGGGCACCCCGCUGCUCGUCAUCGCCAACAAGCAGGACCUGCCCAAGUCGCUGCCCGUGGCCGAGAUCGAGAAGCAGCUGGCCCUGCCCGAGCUCGUGCCGGCCACCACCUACCACGUCCAGCCCGCCUGCGCCAUCAUCGGCGAGGGCCUCACCGAGGGCAUGGACAAGCUCUACGAGAUGAUCCUCAAGCGCAGGAAGUCCCUCAAGCAGAAGAAGAAGCGGUAAAGGCGCGGCCCCCAAAGGAGCCCGGGCCCCGGCCCGGGCCGCGGCCGCCCUGCCUUCUCCCCGCUCCGGCCCCGGCGCCCCUCCCCGCCCCUCCCCCCUCCGGCACACACCCACUCUUCCCGCCGCGGACCCCAGAACCGUGAACCAAAGCGACGCGUCGAGUUUUCCAAAAGGGAACAGAACUCUGUGGCCAGCCAGCCCCAGUGAGCGGGAAGCGGACUCCCGGGACUGCCCCCCGGCCGGACGGUGACUUGGCGGCCGGGACAGGUUGGUCAGCAGCCCCAGGGCAGGCCGGGCCGGGGGAGAGAAAGCCGGCCCGUGAACGCCCAUCCCCCCGGUGGGCUGCCCGCCCGCUGGAAAGGCCUUUUGUUUGAUCUCCCCCCACCCCUUUCCCACGGGCCCGGAGGAGGGGGAGGAGACUGGAGGGAGAGGACUGAGAGGGGUGGGGGAUGGGGCUCGGGGCUCGCAACCUGCUAGGUCCGCCCUCCCGGUGGGAAGAGAAGAAUGGCCUGGAGGCCCCCGGAGGAAGGCCUGACGGCUUGGAACCGAGCAGCAGAAUCCCCACGUUGGGCCUCCUCCCCCUCCCCCAAAGCCUGUGGCACCUGUGGGUUCUCAGAGGUACCGAAGUCCCCUCGGGGCUCCCUGCCCGGAGGAGGGUCACCGGGGACAGCUCGAGCCGCCCUGCGGAGGGAUGGGCCGGCCCGGACGGGCACCGAGAUCCCUUUCCUGGAACAGGGCAGGCCCCUGUUUGCUCUUCCUUCGCUGCUGCCCUGGGCCCUGGCGAGGCGGGCUGCUGUCUGUCCGGGGGAGCCCCCGCUGCCGCAGAGCAGCCCCGGGCCGCUGGAAGCCCAGCCAGGAGCCCGGCGGAGGGAAAGCCACCGGAGCAAACGCCCGUUUCUUUUACAGGAUGAGAACUGCCUUUCAUCCCCGCCCCCCACCCCCCCGGGCCGGCAUCUCGGCCGCGGUUGGGAUCCAGCCCGUGUCUAGGUCAUUAUCCCACAAACAAAGGAACAGGAACGAUUAAGAAACGCUUGCCCCCGGCCGAUUAUUGCCGGAAAUCGAGUUAGGGCCUUUGAAAGGGGGAGACUCGAUGUUGGGGCUGGAGGGGAAGGGCCCCUCAGGAUGCUGGGAAGGGCCCCUCAGGAUGCUGGGAUGGGCAGAGGUGCCUGGGUCCGUCCGGGUGGGAUUCCCGGCCCGCAGCUCGCAGCACCUGCCGCCCCCUGGCUGGUCUUAAAUCUCCCACGGCUGACGGCUGCGCGGAGGGCUGUCGGCUGGCGGAGGACGAUCUUUGCAAGGCUUGCCUCUUGGCGUGUGGACUGGGUGAUGGAGGGUUGUCUGAGGAGCUUUUCAUUGAAAAAAAAAGUGAAAAAAAGGCUUUGUUGUGCCCCUUUCUAUCAUUUUACUCCGCGAGUGGAGACCCCUGGGGUUAUUUAACGAGGUUCCCCUGCGGCCCGACCAGUGGAAGAAGUCCACAAAAUUGUCUCAUUAUAGUACCUGAUAUAACGCACCCGUUCCCACCCGCCCCCGAGCCCAUUUGUCUUGCAAAAGCCCACCUGACUGCAUGGAUUUCAAAGCACAACGACCUAGGUCUUUGCUUACAAAAUUCCUGUCAAACUGGAGGCCGCUCACUGGCCCACAGCCGAAACCCAGGGUGGAGAUGAGAUCCCCAGAGUGCUUAGGGUAGGAGGAAGUCUGGGGCGGGAUGUCAUCCGUGGGCCAGCAGGUGCCCAGGGAGGACUGGCAGGCUGAAGGGGAAAGAAAAAAAAAAGAGUUGAGUAUUUUUAAUAAGACUUUUUUUUUUUUUUAAAGAAAUAAAUGGUUUAUAAUCAGGACUGGGAGUCUUGGUUGCAGGAUGCUGGUCAUUUUACACAGAAGUGCAGUAUUGUCGGAAGGGAGACUUCAGACUCGGAGUUUGAUUUCCUCUUUGAAGCCAUGUUUACUGGGGUAAUCGUCCUCUGCCCUCCCUCCCCCUUUUGGAAAAUCUCCCAACAAGGGAGUCAUUGGGAAAUUGGCCACUAUCAGGUUUGAGCAUGGGAAUGCAGCUCUCACUAAAUCCUAAGGCCAGGCCGCUUUUCGAUCCAUUGCUUCCCCCAAACUCACUUUAGAACCAACUGCAGAGAGCAGGACUGGCUUUGUGCCGAGAAUCCGAUUGGUCUAGCUGGGAGGGACAGAUGACUCCUUGGGAUCCGGGACAGGAAUGGCGGCCCCUUCCCCGAGCCGGUCUUUCCUCGAAGCCUAGUGGAGACCGACUCCAAGCCAGGCAGGAUGGAGAAGGCGAUGGAAUUCCCGUUUACACAGUCGUAAUUCACUUCCUCGUUCGCUGAGUUCUGAAUGGGCUGGUCCCAUCAUGUAAGGAAACUGUGUGUAGAGAUUUUGUCGUCCGUGUGUCUGUGGUUUUUUGUUUUGGUUUUCUCUUUUGCGUUUCUUCACAUGCCACAGUUUCUUCUUAAGCACUUUGAGAUUUGUUAGCUCCACGCUCCGGAGAGAAAUAAUAUAUUUAUUUUGUGACCUUGCAGAAGCCAAAUAUGGUGUGAUGCUCACUGGAGUUAGCUUUUGAGAUAAGUCUUCGGGCCCGGUCUCGCCUUGACUUCCAGAAAUCCCGAGCAGGAUUUUUGGUCUUUUUGUCAAGACCGACGGAGGACCCGAAGGCGGUCCGAAUGUCUCGUUCUGGAACCCGGUCCGAGAUUCGCUCGUGGCCCAGAAUUUCUGUCGUUUCUGUCACGUUUCGGCAUUCCUCCUCACGGUCCCUUUACGCCCCCCGGCUUGUGUCACCUUCCCCUUGGGAUUGGAGGCGCACCUUCCUUGCUGAGGGCCCCUCCAGAUGUAGGGAUGCUUCAGGGCAUCGGCUCCUAAAAGAAUGAAGGUGGGGGUUUGCUUUGGAGGCCUGCCUCCCCAUGAGGCUUUUCGGUGGUUACCAGGAGACAGGCGGGAUGCCCGUUUGAUGGCAGACCUCGUCCACUCAUCCAUAUAUUUUUUAUCUAUCUGUUCAGAUGUUAGAAUCCAAGAAAAAACGCCUUGCUGCCUCUUCAUUUUUUCAUUCCCCCACCCCAAGCCAGUCCUCUCUGUUCUAACUGUCUUUUUUGGUUCCUUUCUUUCUUUUUUAUGAUGCAAACAUGAUGCUGUGAACGGAAAUAAAUUAUUUAUACAAUCAA
Antechinus flavipes (yellow-footed antechinus) is the source of this 3964-nucleotide messenger RNA. RefSeq names its product ADP ribosylation factor like GTPase 4C (gene ARL4C). The coding region runs from base 234 to 812 and encodes 192 amino acids. The transcript has a single exon. Gene Ontology annotation, biological process: intracellular protein transport; endocytic recycling. Gene Ontology annotation, molecular function: GTPase activity; GTP binding. The record is from RefSeq and is a predicted model, not a curated record. Gene Ontology annotation, cellular component: cytoplasm. NCBI's taxonomy places the organism in Eukaryota, Metazoa, Chordata, Mammalia, Dasyuromorphia, Dasyuridae.